AUGCCCAUUCGUUCAAGUAAAAUACGAGUGUGGAUCCCGGGUGAGAAAGAUGAUUACAUCGAGGUGGAGGUUAAAGAACUGAAUGGUGACAAAGCCACUGUGGAGACCAAAGAUGGAAGGGUUGGUAGACUAUUCUUUGCAGUUGAAUACAACAUAAUGAUUUUCAUUUGAGCACUUGUCCUGCAGUUAAUAUCAUAAUACUCUUAUGGCACCCUUGAACACUUGUUGAAACUGACAUAAUUCAGUUCAUAGCUAAAUCCAAAUAACUUUACUUUGUUCUGAAGUGCACUGUUGUCACACUUGUGACAAUAGUUGAUUUUUAUUUUUUAUAGAUUUGCAGAAUCUAUGUGAAAUGUUAUCACCAAAAGUUUAAAAUUCUGUGGCGCAGUAGUGCUUUAAGUCCCUUGAAUUAAGAGAUAUAUCAUCCCCUGCCUACAGUAUGAAUUGACUGCAUACUUACUCCCUUCUCCCUAAGACUUUGGUUGUGAAGGAGGAUGACAUACAGCAGAGGAACCCUCUGAAGUAUAGACAUGAUUGAGGACAUGGUCACGCUGACCACCCUCAAUUAAGCCUCUAUGCUCUUCAUCCUAACGAGGCGCUACAGUAUGUGGAUGAUCUAUGUGAGUCACGGUUCUGUACAUCACACCAUAGAGGAGCUCUAGGGAGGAUAAACGGAGGCCAUUCUGAACCAGAGAGACUCUCCCUGUGUCUCUCCCUCUAUGUGGGCUAUAUUUUUGUGUUUCACUAUAGUUUACCUUCAUUUCACACCCUCUCCUUGUUUAUAUCUCUCACACAACCAAGUUGUCUCUGUCAUUUUAUCACAUCUCUCUCUCUCUCUCUUUGCAGACCUACUCUGGGUUGUUCUGUGUGAUAACCAACCCAUAUAAGUAUCUUCCUGUCUAUUCGUCUGAAGUGAUCGCUGCCAACAAAGGCAAGAGGCGCAAUGAGAUCCCGCCCCAUAUCUACGCCAUCGCUGACAACGCCUGCAUUGGCAUGCUGUCCAGUAAGUCUCAAGCAAUACAACCAAUUCUAUAUAAAGAUAGAAGCUGUGUCAUGUUGGAAUUAAGAAUCCAUGUUCUACAUUUAGAAUAAAUAUGUUCACAGUACACAACGCUUAAAAAUAGUAUGUAUGUAAUAAGUAAGUAAAUGCCCCCCCCCCAAAAAAAUGCUGGUAACUCUGGGACAUAUGUUUUCUCAAUAGAUCGUGAGAAUAAAUCCAUGCUUAUCACGUAAAUCACAACUCUACUGUAUUCUAACUCUUCCACUAAAUAGUCACACACCUGUAUUUGUUUUUAAAUCACAGAUACAUUUUGUUUGACAUUGUUUUCUACAAAUUCUAAUGAAUUCGAAAUAAUUGUUGCAAUUCACAUAAAAGGCAAUUCAUACUCCCUCCAAAAGCAUUUAGAUGGCGCUUAUAAUUGUUUUCAUUGACUUCCCACUAUGCAAAAACUGGUUGAAUUAACAUUGUUUCCAUGUCAUUUCAACCCAAAGAAAUCUACAGUGCCUUGCAAAAGUAUUCAUCCCCCUUGGCGUUUUUCCUAUUUUGUUGCAUUACAACCUGUAAUUUAAAUGGAUUUUUAUUUGGAUUUCAUGUAAUGGAUAUAUACAAAAUAGUCCAAAUUGGUGAAGUGGAAUGAAAAAAAUAACUUGUUAAAAAAAAUAAGAAGAAAUAAGUGGUGCGUGCGUAUGUAUUCACCCCCUUUGCUAUGAAGCCCCUAACUAAGAUCUGGUGCAACCAAUUACCUUCAGAAGUCACAUAAGUAGUUAAAUAAAGUCCACCUGAGUGCAAUCUAAGUGUCACAUGAUCUGUCACAUGCUCUCAGUAUAUAUACACCUGUUCGAAAGGCCCCAGAGUCUGCAACACCACUAAGCAAGGGGCACCACCAAGCAAGCGGCACCAUGAAGACCAAGGGGCUCUCCAAACAGGUCAGGGACAAAGUUGUGGAGAAGUACAGAUCAGGGUUGGGUUAUAAAAAAAUAUCUGAAACUUUGAACAUCCCACGGAGCACCAUUAAAUCCAUUAUAAAAAAACCGAAAGAAUAUGGCACCACAACAAACCUGCCAAGAGAGGGCCACCCACCAAAACUCACGGACCAGGCAAGGAGGGCAUUAAUCAGAGAGGCAACAAAGACACCAAAGAUAACCCUGAAGGAGCUGCAAAGCUCCACAGCGGAGAUUAGAGUAUCUGUCCAUAGGACCACUUUAAGCCGUACACUCCACAGAGCUGGGCUUUAUGGAAGAGUGGCCAGACAAAAGCCAUAGCUUAAAGAAAGAAAUAAGCAAACAUGUUUGGUGUUCACCAAAAGGCAUGUGGGAGACUCCCCAAACACAUGGAAGAAGGUACUCUGGUCAGAUGAGACUAAAAUUGAGCUUUUUGGCCAUCAAGGAAAACGCUAUGUCUGGCGCAAACCCAACACCUCUCAUCACCCCGAGAACACCACCAUGCUGUGGGGAUGUUUUUCAUCGGCAGGGACUGGGAAACUGGUCAGAAUUGAAGGAAUGAUGGAUGGCGCUAAAUACAGGGAAAGUCUUGAGGGAAUCUUCCAGAGAUUUGAGACUGGGACGCAGGUUCACCUUCCAGCAGGACAAUAACCCUAAGCAUACUGCUAAAGCAACACUUGAGUGGUUUAAGGGGAAACAUUUAAAUGUCUUGGAAUGGCCUAGUCAAAGCCCAGACCUCAAUCCAAUUGAGAAUCUGUGGUAUGACUUAAAGAUUGCUGUACACCAGCGGAACCCAUCCAACUUGAAGGAGCUGGAGCAGUUUUGCCUUGAAGAAUGGGAAAAAAUCCCAGUGGCUAGAAGUGCCAAGCUUAUAGAGACAUACCCCAAGAGACUUGCAGCUGUAAUUGCUGCAAAACGUGCACGCUCAAGUUCUGUUUUUUUGUCUUAUUUCUUGUUUGUUUCACAAUAAAAAAUAUUUUGCAUCUUCAAAGUGGUAGGCAUGUUGUGUAAAUCAAAUGAUACAAACCCCCCAAAAAAUUCAUUUUAAUUCCAGGUUGUAAGGCAACAAAAUAGGAAAAAUGCCAAGGGGGGUGAAUACUUUCGCAAGCCACUGUAUGUGAUGACAUUGAAUCAAUGUGAAAAACUGAUUGAAUUUGCAAAAAGUCAUCAACGUAAGAACAUUUAGUAUUUUUUUCACCCAACCUUUGACCAGAAUCCAAUGGCAUGGUGACAUUUUUUUUUUCUUGUUGAAUUCACGUUAGUUGACAACUCAACCAAAUGUAAAUCAAAAGUAGACGUUGAACUGAUGUCUGUGCCCAGUGGGUUCUUAUUUUUUUUUUUUUUGGGGGGGGGGGGGUUUCCCUUUCGAAGACCUCUUGUAUUACAGUAUUUACCGUGCUGUUCAUUUCUGUCUCUCUUGUCAUACUAUGGUACAUACAUUUUUCAUUAUAAUUAUGUAGAUUUUUUUCACAUUCACUUUUGUCCCAGCGGAGAAUCAGGUGCUGGCAAAACAGUCAACACGAAACAUGUUAUUCAGUAUUUUGCCAUUCUGCCAUUGUAGCAGCCCUGGGUGAUGCAGGCAAGAAAGGAGUAAGGCAGCGACCUUCCCAGUUUUGAACAGUCCCCCACCCCUUUUUCAUCUUUCAUUCCUUUUUUAUCUAUUUUUUUGACAGGCUUGUUCUAUUUUGACUUUGAUAACUCCUGGUUGUGUAUAUUUUACCAAUAGGUAGCCUAAAGGUUCCCCCCUGGUUUGCAAACCAAAGAGUUACCGUUGCCAUUUUCAAGUUUCAAGUUUUUAAUGUCACGUGCGCAAGUACCGUGAAAUGCCUCUCUUGCAAGCUCCAAACCCAACAAUGCAGUAAUCAAUAUCAAUGUUGAAUCCCUGAUCCUGCAGCCUUCCUUGUCCCAAAACACGCCCACUUUUUGUGAUACUUUUAUAUUCCCUCCUUUUCCCUCUACUCUACCCAGUUACUCUUUUGAACAUGUAUUUUUAUUUGAACAUCUUGAUACCCGAUUUGGGCUUUUGGCUUUAAUCCUCCUUCCAUUAUUCUAAUUUGGAAGUCCAUUUCUUCCCCUCUGAUACAUUCUCUCUUCACAUGUCAAUCAGUUGUGCUUUCCUUAAAAUCAUGUUGCCAGCCUUACAGCAAUUGGCUUCAAGUCACUCAUCUUGUACUUCCCCAGGGUACCUUAGAUCUUUGCGGCCAACCCAACCAUGGAAGCUUUUGGUAAUGCCAAAACACUGAGGGAUGACAACUCCUGGGGAGUGUCACAUCAUUGACCACUAUAUAGAUUGGCUCAACAUCUCCUCUGAGUAGAAUGGAUAAUGAUUAGUAUUUGUGUUAUGAAUCUCUCUCGCUCUCGCUCUCGCUCUCGCUCUCUAACGGCUUUAUUGGCAUGGGAAAUAUGGGUUGUAUUUACAAUGGUGUUUGUUCUUCACUGGUUGCCAUUUUCUUGUGGCAACAGGUCACAAAACUUGCUGCUGUGAUGGCACACUGUGGUUUUUCACCCAGUAGAUAAGGGAGUUUAUCAAAAUUGGGUUUGUUUUCGAAUUCUUUGUGGAUCUCUAAUCUGAGGGAAAUAUGUGUCUCUAAUAUUUUGUGGGCAGUGUGCACAUAGCCUGUCUUCUCUUGAGAGCCAAGUCUGCCUACGGUGGCCUAUCUCAAUAGCAAGGCUAUGCUCACUGAGUCUGUACAUAGUCAAAGCUUUCCGUAAGUUUGGGUCAGUCACAGUGGUCAGGUAUUCUGCCACUGUGUACUCUCUGUUUAGGGCCAAAUAGCAUUCUAGUUUGCUCUGUUUUUUUGUUAAUUCUUUCCAAUGUGUCAAGAAAUUCUCUUUUUGUUUUCUCAUGAUUUGGUUGGGUCUAAUUGUGGUGUUGUUGUUGUCCUGGGGCUCUGUGGGGUCUGUUUGUGUUGGUGAACCGAGUCCCAGGACCAGCUUACUUAGGGGACACUUCUCCAAGUUCAUCUCUCUGUAGGCGAUGGCUUUGUUAUGGAAGGUUUGGGAAUCGCUUCUUUUUAAGUGGUUGUAGAAUUUAACGGCUCUUUUCUGUAUUUUGAUAAUUAGCGGGUAUCGGCCUAAUUCUGCUCUGCAUGCAUUAUUUGGUGUUUUUCCGUUGUACACUGAGGAUAUUUUUGCAGAAUUCUGCAUGCAGAGUCUCAAUUAGGUGUUUGUCCCAUUUUGUGAAUUCUUUGUUGGUGAGCAGACCCCAGACCUCACAACCAUAAAGGGCAAUGGGUUCUAUAACUGAUUCAAGUAUUUUUAGCCAGAUCCUAAUUGUUAUGUCGAAGUUUAUGUUCCUUUUGAUGGCGUAGAAGGCCCUUCUUGCCUUGUCUCAGAUCGUUCACAGCUUUGUGCUGAUGUUUAGGCCGAGGUAUGUAUAGUUUUUUGUGUGCUCUAGGGCAAUGGUGUCUAGAUGGAAUUUGUAUUUGUGGUCCUGGCAACUGGACCUUUUUUGGAACACCAAAAUCUGUGCAGAAGAUCUAGAUGCUGCUGUAGGCCCUCCUUGGUUGGUGACAGAAGCACCAGAUCAUCAGCAAACAGUAGACAUUUGACUUCAGAUUCUAGUACGGUGAGGCCGGGUGCUGCAGACUGUUCUAGUGCCCUCGCCAAUUCGUUGAUAUAUAUGUUGAAGAGGGUGGGGCUUAAACUGCGUCCCUGUCUCACCCCAUGGCCCUGUGGAAAGAAAUGUGUGUGUUUUUGCCAAUUUUAACCGCACACUUGUUGUAUGUAUACAUGGAUUUUAUAAUGUCAUCUGUUUUUCCCUCAACCCCACUUUCCAUCAAUUUGUAUAGCAGACCCUCAUGCCAAAUUGAGUCAAAAGCUUUUUUGAAAUCAACAAAGCAUGAGAAGAUUUGUCAAUUGUUUGUCAAUUAGGGUGUGCAGGGUGAAUACGUGGUCUGUUGUACGGACAAUUUGACAUUUGCUCAGAACAUUGUUUUCACUGAGGAAAUGAGCUAGUCUGCUGUUAAUGAUAAUACAGAGAUUUUUCCCAAGGUUGCUGUUAUUGGGGUCAAAUUUGUCUCCACUUUUGUGGAUUGGGGUGAUCAGUCCUUUGGUUCAAAUAUUGGGGAAGAUGCCAGAGCUAAGGAUGAUAUUAAAGAGUUUAAGUAUAGCCAAUUGGAAUUUGUGGUCUGUAUAUUUGAGGAUACCAUCAACACCACAGGCCUUUUUGGGUUGGAGGGUUUGUAUUUUGUCCUGUAGUUCAUUCAAUGUAAUUGGAGAAUCUCUCUCUCUCUCUGUGUGUGUCUCUCGCUCUCUGUGUCUCUGUCUCUGUCUCUGUCUCUGUCUCUCUCUCUCUCUCUCUCUCUCCUCCUCUCUCUCUCUCUCUCUCUCUCUCUCUCUCUCUCUCUCUCUCUCUCUCUCUCUCUCUCUCUCUCUCUCUCUCUCUCUCUCUCUCUCUCUCUCUCUCCUCUCUCUCUCUCUCUCUCUCUCUCCUCUCUCUCUCUCUCUCUCUCUCUCUCUCUCUCUCACCCCUCCUCAGUAUGCUAUGGACAGUCUGAGCUUCACUCCUGAGGAGAAGUAUGGUUGCUAUAAAAUAGUGGGGUCCAUCAUGCACUUUGGCAAUAUGAAGUUCAAGAAGGUUCAGAGAGAGGAGCAAGCAGAGGCUGACGGCACUGAAAGUGAGUCAGUCCCACUUCAUGUCUGAUUAAACCGUUCUUCAUCUGUGUAUUGGACAUUGUAGGGGUUAAAAUCUUCAAGGUAGGCCUACACAUUGCCUCUGACCAAACUAUGCAUUUUAUAUUGUAUUUUUCCUGACUGUUUCAGCUCAUUAACCUCUCCUUCCUUCCAACCCCCCUUCUCUCUAGCUCUCCAUGCUCCACUCAAAUUCUACAACUUUGAGCAGCUGUGCAUCACCUUCACCAAUUACAACCACCACAUGUUCAUCCUGGAGCAGGGGGAGUAUAAGAGGGAGGGUACUGAGCGGACCUUCAUCGACCUUGGCCUGGAUCUACAAGCCUGUAUCAGCCAUUCAAAUAAGGAGCUAAAGCAGAAGGACUGGUACAUUUUGGUAUGAGGAAGGGGUUGUAUUUCUGUGUGAUAUACUCUUGUUUGUUUCCUGCAGUCCAUGGGCAUACUGUCCAUCCUGGAGGAAGAAUGCAUGUUUCCAAAGGCCACUGAUGUCAGCUUUAAGACCAAGCUGUAUGAUAACCAUACGGGCAAGUCUCCCAACUUCCUCAAGCCACGGCCUGACAAGAACCGUAAAUACGAGACCCACUUUGAGCUGGUGCACUACGCUGGAGUGGUAAGCGCUCCGGUCUGUUAAUUUUAAACAUUUGCUCUUUAAUUUUAACAGUUAGAACAUGUAGUCUUCAUGACACUUGAUAUUAAUCAAUGUUAAAGGUAUGAUUUCUCACCAUCCCAUUCUCUCCCGUCUCCCGUCUCCAGGUGCCGUACAACAUCAGUGGGUGGCUGGACAAAAACAGAUACCCCCUUAGAUGAGACAAUAGUCACCUGCUUUCAGGAAUCAUCUAAUAAACUAUUAGCAUGCCUUUUUGAGAACUUUAUCAGUAGUGAUGCAGGUAUUGACAGUGACACAACUUUACAUGUUCACAUAUUCUAAAGUGAAACUACACUAAAUGGGGGAAAUUAAAGUCGUGUUUGACUACGGUUGGACUUUUCAGCUGCAUGGUUCAAAAGACAAACGGAGGAGGAAGAAAGGGUCCUUCCAGACCAUCUCACAGCUUCACAGGGUGUGUAAGAGUGAGGUAGAGACAUUACCAUAGUGUGUCUAUGUGUCUGAAUUGGAUUGUUUAGUAGAGAUCAGAAGGGGAGUAUUUAGAGGUGCUCUGUUGUUUUCCUGAGUCACGAUGACCUGCCUGAGUUGAGAGGGAAGUAGUUAAGACUUGCAGUGAUGUUUAGGUAACUCAACUCGUGAACAUCACUUUAAGUCUGUGCUACCUCCACUCUUUCAUGCCUCUGAGGAAGAGGAUGAGGUAAAACACAACUGGGAAAAGAGCACCCUCACUUCCUUAAUGUAAUGGUCCCUCAAAACAGAUGAUGUGGUUUUAGGUGAGGUACAGGAUUAGAUCAAAUGGGAUUUAUCCUGUCAUAUUGUUUUAAUUGCUGGUUGAAUUCUACUUAAAUUAUAUCCGGUUUCUGCUAAUCUGCCCAUUUGCCUGUCUGCAGGCAAAUAUGAACAAACUGAUGGCCAACCUACAGUAUGUAGCACCCAGCCUCACUUUGUGCGUUGUAUUAUCCACAAUGAGUCAGACUCCAGGAAUUGGAUUAUGAUGAUGAGAAACAUAUCUGAAGCUUUAAUACAACUGACCUCACCUUGCUACCAUUGGCUCCAUCUCUGAUGCUAAGGGUCUCAGUGCUGUAAGAUUGACUCUUUCUGUCCUCUUUAUCCCAGGAGGCAUGGACCCAUCCCAGGUCCUCCAGCAGUUGCGGUGUAACGGAGUACAGGAGGGAUCUGUAUCUGCAGGAAGGGCUUCCCCAACCGGAUCCUCUAUGCAGAGUUCAAACAGCGAUGGGCAUAGCACCACUCUCACACAUACAGUAUGCAUGUAGAACUUUAUAAUAAUAAUAUAAUAUAAUAAUAAUAAUAAUAAUAAUAUAAUAUGCCAUUUAGCAGACGCUUUUAUCCAAAGCGACUUACAGUCAUGCGUGCAUACAUUUUUUUUUGUGUAUGGGUGGUCCCGGGGAUCGAACCCACUACCUUGGCGUUACAAGCGCCGUGCUCUACCAGCUGAGCUACAGAGACACAGCACCACUCUCACACAUACAGUAUGCAUGUAGAACUUUAAAAACACAGAGACAAACACGUGUAUCAUCUUAUUAUCAAAAUGGCAAUAAUGUGAAGAAUCAAUUACAGUAUGUGUUCCCUGCUGUGUGUGCUGUCCUGUGCAGGUAUCCUAUCCGGAACCCCAUGGCUAUCCCUGAGCACUCCUUUGUGGACAGCAGGAAGGCUGUGGAGAAGCUGCUGGGAUCCCUGGACAGUACAAGUUUGGAAUCACCAAGGUGA
Messenger RNA from Coregonus sp. 'balchen', 8905 nucleotides. NCBI's taxonomy places the organism in Eukaryota, Metazoa, Chordata, Actinopteri, Salmoniformes, Salmonidae. The record is from the annotation of a GenBank genome assembly.